Molecule: messenger RNA, 1605 nt
Organism: Ramularia collo-cygni
Lineage: Eukaryota; Fungi; Ascomycota; Dothideomycetes; Mycosphaerellales; Mycosphaerellaceae
Exons: 3
Coding region: 1-1605 (534 amino acids)
Molecular function (GO): protein binding
Source: RefSeq, a predicted model, not a curated record
AUGAUUCCAACAAUUCGUCCCACCUCUCAUCCCAUCUCCACCUCUCCUCCUCCUCUGCUUGCCGCUCCACGUCAGCUUGGGCGGACAACAGCCAUGACCCUGCCCUCGUCUCCUCCCAUUCUUCCCACGGCCAUGGAAAUUGACCCACCGUCAUCGCCGCCGCUUCCGGCGCUCGCUGUCCCGCCCAGUCGGAAGCGCCAGUUCGAGUUUGACCUUUCCAGCGAUCCCGUCUUCUCCGAGGGCACGACCGACUCGGAGGAUGGGUGCGACCGGCCACGGAGGAAGCGCAUGGUGCGGGGUCCGUGGUGGAGUAUGGGCAAAAGGCCUCAACGGGAUGGCUCCGUGCUCAACGAGAACAGUAGAAACGUUGACAGCGGGGUGUGGAUGGGCAGUGACGAGAGCGAUGUGAGUUCUGCAAGUCUACUCUCCAAUCAGAGACGACUGCAGGCGUUGCGGGUAACUCCAACACCACGCGUGGUUGCAAAGGUCGGUGCGAUCAAGGCGACAACUACGUCCAUGAGCAGAGCUCGCCAGGUUGAGCAGGUCGCGGACAACAUUAUCAACAAUUGCGUGGAGGAAGGCAACGAAUCGGUGGACCUAUCACAGCUGGACCUAAAGACGCUGUCAUCGGAGACGCUUCGCCCACUUCAACAGCUCAUUCGGCAUGCGCAACUGAGCAUGAUGGAGCCGCCUUCAGAGGAUCAAUUCACUGCCUUGACGCCCGAGCUGAAAUUGUUCCUGGCUGGCAAUCAACUGACGAGACUGCCCUCGGAGCUGUUUCUGCUGGAGAAUAUGACGGUAUUGAGUGUGCGCAGCAACCUCCUGCCGGAGCUCCCACACUCCAUAGGGCGACUCAAGUUGCUGAAGGAGCUGAACAUUGCGGGAAACCAGAUAAAAUACCUGCCGUGGGAACUUCUAGACCUCCUUCGAAGUGCCAAGAGGGUGAGCAUUCGGCCAAACCCCUUGAUCGAGAUCGAGAGUCUGUCGACAUUGGCGAUACCUCAAAGCGAGACGACCGGAGAGGAGAACAUGAUGAGUAGUUCCCAGGAGCAGGCCGACCCGAUAAGCACGCGCUUACAUGAACGUCUGGCGCUCGGCCGCUCCCGGCACGCUGAACGUACAGCAGAAUACAGUCUCACCGGUGACGAGUCCUGCGAAGCCCGGCAAGAGCUGAUCUAUUUGGCUUCCUCCAAGGUGCGAUACUUUGACGUUGCUGGCACGCCUUGCCGAGGAUCGGGUGAAGACUUUGCGGUCGUCUUUGACGGACUACUAUCUGCUGCGUCCUCGUUACACAGACCACCUUCUCUAUUCGAAUUGGUCUUGCAGCGCGCACAAAAAGACUGCGACUUGUCGGCUCUGCCAUCUGGCUUGCCCGGGAGCGUUCUUGCCGGGCUCUGCAAAGCUGCCGAAGCGGUGGAUGUUGGCAACCAGGAAUGCACCACAUGCAAGCGCGGGUUUAUCAUUCCAAGAGCGACCUGGAUGGAGUUCUGGUUUCGAGGACCGCCAACACAAAGGGAACUCAGCUCAGACGCAGUGCUGCCGUUCUUGCGGACAGCGUGUAGUUGGGCCUGUGCAGAGCCGACAGCGGCGGGAGGCUUUCGGUGA